UCCUCAACUUCAAAAUAACACUUUCAGACGCGUUGAACUACUGAUCCACCAAACACUGCAAUGGACGAACUCAAACAAAACAAAACCCCAAUCUGCAAAAACAUCCCAAAUCUCCUCUCUUCGUUCAUCGACACAUUCGUCGAUUUCACCGUAAGCGGCGGCCUCUUCUUACCACCACCAAAUCCCACUCAAACCCAAACCCUAACCACCACCUACCCAUCUCCCGCUCGCUUAAUUGCAGUCGGCGAUCUCCACGGUGACUUGGACAAAUCAAAGCAAGCUUUCAGAUUGGCCGGUUUGAUCGACGACUCGGGCAAUUGGUCAGGUGGGUCUGCCACCGUUGUCCAAAUCGGCGACGUUCUUGACCGAGGCGGCGACGAGUUGAAAAUUCUUUAUUUCUUGGAGAAAUUAAAGAGGGAAGCUUUUAAGCAUGGAGGUAAUUUAAUUACUAUGAAUGGUAAUCAUGAGAUUAUGAAUGUAGAACAAGAUUUUAGAUAUGUUACUAAGAGUGGGUUAGAUGAGUUUAGUAAUUGGGCUUAUUGGUUUAGUUUAGGUAAUAGAAUGAAGAAUUUGUGUGAUGGGGUUGAAAAAAGUAAGGAUAUUUUCGAUGGGAUUCCGUCGAGUUUUCGCUGUGUUAAAGAAGAGUUUAGUCAUGGUUUUAGAGCUAGGAUAGCUGCAUUGAGACCUAAUGGUCCUAUUGCUAAUAGAUUCUUAUCUAAGAAUGUGACGGUUUUGGUCGUUGGAGAUUCGGUUUUUGUUCAUGGUGGAUUGUUGGCACAGCAUGUGGAGUAUGGUUUGGAGAGGAUGAAUAAGGAGGUUAGGGAUUGGAUUUCUGGGUUGUCUGAAAAAUCUUCACCGGUUUAUUGUAGAGGGAGAAAUAGUGUAGUAUGGCUGAGGAAAUUCUCGGAUGAGUUAGCGAAGAAUUGUGAUUGUUCGGCUCUUGAGCAUGCUCUUGCGACAAUUCCGGGAGUGAAGAGGAUGAUUAUGGGGCAUACGAUUCAAGAAGCUGGGAUUAAUGCAGUUUGUGACAAUAAGGCUAUAAGGAUUGACGUGGGUAUGUCGAAAGGGUGCGCUAAUGGGUUGCCUGAAGUUUUGGAGAUUAAUGGGGAGUCGGAAUUACGAAUUUUAACUUCCAAACCUUGGUAUCAGACUAAGCAUAACUCUUAUUUGUAUUCUGAUAGGAAGGAAGGCCUUGGGUUGCUAUUACCAGAUAAUGGACCGAAACAAGUGGAAGUGAAAGCUUAAGAGGAUUUGAACUUCACAGGUUAUUUUUCCUUGUUGGUUCAACUUGUAGAGAUCGUGGAUUGUAAAGCAUUGCUUGUAUUCGAUUAUUGUCAGAAAGUAUUUAUCUCAGCACGAUUCUUGCCCAAAAGAUAAAACUUAUGCUGCAAACUCUUGAUCUUUUCCUUCGAAAGGCGUUUUCAGCAUUACAUGGAAUUACAGGUAAAAUUCCUCCUACUCUGAAGCAUCAGAGAAGAUCGGAUACUUACAUGAAGUGUAUAUGUUCUUCUAUUGUAACAGAUCUAUACAUUUAGGAUUUUCUAUUUCUCACGUUCAAGUUGAAUAAUUUAUUUUCACUAACCUUAAUUUCCAUAGAUUUGUUUUGCAUGUUUGUACUGCAAA
Messenger RNA from Mercurialis annua (annual mercury), 1623 nucleotides. Its product is annotated as shewanella-like protein phosphatase 2. The transcript is spliced from 2 exons. NCBI's taxonomy places the organism in Eukaryota, Viridiplantae, Streptophyta, Magnoliopsida, Malpighiales, Euphorbiaceae. Gene Ontology annotation, molecular function: hydrolase activity. The record is from RefSeq and is a predicted model, not a curated record. The coding region runs from base 61 to 1245 and encodes 394 amino acids.